GGCACUACACGAAUGUUGUAAGCACUGAAGUUGUAAAUACUGGGCUAGUCAGAGGAGUUUGUGAAGUAGUUUGAUAAAGUAAUACAUUUAACAAUUGCAAUCGACAGCAUAAUUGGAGACUUGAAAACAUUUUGAUUUUCCUUUUCAUAUGAAGUUGCAUUCUGCCGUUAGUAUCUAAAGUUGUGAAUCGUGCUGUUCACUGCUGUUUGUGGAAUGGGAUAUCAACACCGGCGCCUGACUAGCAAAGCAAGACAGUAGGUACAGAACUGCAACACGUCCUGGUUGUGCGCAAAGAUUUCUUGCCAUAGGGAACCGGGCUGCAAGUGCAUCAAUACGGUUCCUUGUUCUUGUUCAGUGCAAGCUGGUCUGCAAAACUGUUGGUAAGUGAAAGUGGCAACUUUCCACUUGUUUUUCGGGUACUGACCGAUGUAGCGAAUGCUACAGGAAUGACUGCAUAUUAGUUUCAGACAGAACGCUGGUUUAUACAGUUAUUUUGAGUGUGCCUUCACUCGUGCUCAGCCAAGAUGAUGAUAGCCUGGCUGGUUGUCCUUUUCGCGGGAUUAAUUGCACUUAUUGUAGCACAGCGGCAUCUGAAGCCUUAUUUAUGGACAGACCUACGGCUUGGGUUGAAACUUAUAAAGAUUGGAUUAAGAAUGGAAUGUUUCAAAAGAUUUGGCGGAGUUUUCACAUUGCUUGAUAAGUUCUUGUAUCAGGCCCGGGUACAGCCAAACAAACCAUUCAUAAUCUUUGAGGGAGAUGUAUAUACCUACCGUGAUGUGGACAUAAGAAGCAAUAAAAUAGCUCGGGUUUUCUUGAAGCAUGAAGUUUUAAAGAAAGGUGACACAGUUGCAAUGCUGAUGAGUAACGAGCCAGAUUUCGUCUGUGUUUGGUUGGGACUGUUAAAACUUGGCUGUUCUGUGGCUUUCCUUAACUCCAACAUCAGAUCCAAGUCCUUGUUGCACUGUUUCAACAGCUGUAGUUCUAAGCUGCUGGUGGUUGGAGCAGAUAUGCUGGGACCACUUGAAGAUAUUUUUCCAAGUUUACAAGAAGAUAACAUCAACAUUUGGGUGAUGGGUAAAAGUUGUUCUCUUCCUAAUGUCAAUUAUCUAAGUCAUCACUUAGAAGCUGCUUCUGAUGAUCCAAUACCAACUUCGUUCUAUGCUGUAAAAGACCUUAAAUCUGUAGCCAUGUACAUCUUCACCUCAGGAACUACAGGUCUACCGAAGGCUGCAGUUAUAAGUGAGCUUCAGGCCAUUAAGGGAUGCAUAGGACUUUGGGCUUUUGGUGCUACAAAGGACGAUAUUGUAUAUACCACACUUCCUCUGUACCACAGUGCAGCAUCCCUUAUUGGAGUUGGUGGCUGUAUUGAACUGGGUGCAACAUGUGUACUGAAGAAAAAGUUCUCAGCCAGCCAGUUCUGGAAUGACUGCCGGAAGUACAACAUAACAAUAUUCCAGUACAUUGGAGAACUGUGCCGUUACCUCUGUAACCAACCAAAGGUGGAAGGAGAAAAGAAUCACAAGGUUCGCCUGGCAGUGGGGAAUGGCAUUCGCAGUGAUAUAUGGAAAGAGUUCAUUGAUCGUUUUGGUGAUAUCAAAAUGUGUGAGCUUUAUGGAGCUACAGAAGGCAAUAUCAGCUUUAUAAAUUAUACUGGUCAGAUAGGAGCUGUCGGUCGAGCAAAUAUCUUGCACAAGAUGAUUUUUCCUUUCGAGUUGAUAAAGUAUGACAUUCAAAAAGAUGAACCAAUAAGAAAUGCAAAGGGUUGGUGUGAACCUGUUAAAAAAGGUGAAACUGGGCUCCUAAUAUCUCAGGUAAAUAAUAAGAAUCCUUUCUUUGGUUAUGCUGGAAGCAAGAAACUUACAGAAAGGAAGCUGCUUUGCAAUGUGUUUAAGGAAGGAGACGUGUACUUCAAUACAGGCGAUUUGAUGAUGCAGGACCAAUAUGACUUUCUUUACUUUCGUGACCGGAUUGGGGACACUUUCAGGUGGAAAGGAGAAAAUGUGGCAACCACUGAAGUCGCAGACACAAUUGGUGCAUUAGACAGUGUGAAGGAAGUUACUGUUUAUGGUGUCAUAGUACCAGGACAUGAAGGUCGAACAGGAAUGGCAGCAGUCAUCUUGAAACCUGACCAUAGACUGGAUGAAAAGAAACUCUACGAGCAUGUUGUCGCCAAUCUUCCAGGCUAUGCCUGCCCACGUUUUGUAAGAAUCCUGAAAGCAAUAGAAAUUACAGGAACAUUCAAGCAGCAGAAAUUCAAACUGGUGGAAGAAGGUUUUAAUCCAUCUGUGAUCUCGGAUCCACUUUACUACUUUGACGCCGCACAGAAAAGUUAUGUUCCAAUGACAAAUGAAAUGUAUGACAGAAUUCUUAACAAUCAUCUUAAACUGUAGGUUUUUUUUACUGUAUAAUAUAAUUUAACACUUUAUAAUUGACUGCAGAGUGCCAGUACCUGCUGAGGGAGAAUUAUACUUCCUGUAGUGCAGGUGAAUCUAGACAUAUAAUAGUUUUUGUGGAACUAAUAGAAGUAUUACUGUUAUGUAAUGAUAGACUGGGUUUGGUGGGAACAACACAGGUCUGCUUAUUAAUACAUACCUUGUUCCGUCAAAUUAUAUCUCAAGUACCAAAAAGCCUUUGCCUCCAAGGAUCAGCAUUACUUGUACAAUGGACUGCAUUGCAACUUAAGAAUUUUUUAUAUUUUGUGUGUAAAAGGGAAUCAGUUGUCUAUUCAAGAAAACAGUUCUGUUUUAACUGAUAAUUCUAAAUAGAGACCUCUCAACAUUACUUUUUAAAUGUCACUUGACUUUGUCUCUAUUAUGUCACGUGAAGAAGGUUGUUCAGUGGGGGUUGAGUUGUGAUUGUUUGUGGUGUCUGUUGACCACAUUCUCCAACCUGUGUGUUAUAUCCAAUAUAUCCAUGAGAUGUUCCUUUUUGUGCCUGAAUUUAUUUUUAUAGGAUGCUUAUAAGGAUACAUUUCUGUCCACUAACAUCGCAUUAUGAAUAGCUACACUUCAGUAACAUUACAGAGCCCUCCUCAUUUUAUAUUUCUGUGCCUGUGUCUUAAGUCUCCUCCACACAUGAUACCAUCCAGCAGACAAAUAUAAACACGAUGCCAGUCUUUCUCUUCCGUAGUGGCAAAGUGCAUACUUCAAGAGAAUUCUAGUAAUUACUUAAAUAUAUUUUUCUUAUUUUAGUAAUACUCUAAUUAAAAGGGUUCUCAUUGCUUAGGUCAGCAAGAGAAUAGAUUGCAAGGUACACGUGCCCCUGAAAACUUUAGCUUUUAGUGCUUGCUUUCAGGUCAGUAGCAUUUAUGUUGCUUUCCAAGGCUGCUGACUGUCAUGAAGAGGUUCUAGUUUUACCAAAGAUUUACUGCCAUGCCUUACAGCACUGUAGGCUUUUUGAUCUGUAUGGCCUGGUUUCCAUUGUGCUGCUUCACUCUGUGACAGUAUCUGAAAUCUAGCAUUUUGAUAUGAUACCCCAAUCUUAUGGAAUAUAUUACCGUAAUUUGGUAACCCUCUGUAAAACACUGCCAUUUGUUAACAUUCUCUUCAGUGCAAUUUAUGAGCAUCUGGAAACUAUAGUAAGUCAAAAGAAAGGGGUCUGUUUUAUUGCUGAAACUGUUUUAUGUUGUCACUAUCCAGUAUGGUUAAACAGUGUUCUGUUCUUGCUACACCAGUAGCUAAACGUUUGAUUCUGUGCAUAAAAUAACUUCAUAUCAAUCACUGUCAGGCAGUUAGUUUAUAAACCAGUGCAGUCUUUCUCAGCAGCAAAACAGCAAGCCAGAGUCAGCACCACUUCAACUCUCAGUUGUUUACAGUCAUUGAGUGUAAGUUUCAUCACAUGGAUUUUAUCAGAUGCAUGAUUACAGCACACCACAAGAUUAAUUAAAAAGCUAGUAAUUUCCUUUGUUUGAAUCAUCCAAAAAUAUUAACUAGUUACCUACUUCACAUAAUCCAUAACCUCAUAAAUCAGUUUCUGCAAAAGGGUGCUUUUCAUGCCACUUCAGACUUCAGCAAUUUGCUCAGCCUCUAUCUUUUCUGAAAGCUUGGUGUUAAUUUUUUAACUGAAUUGAUGUGAUUUGUCAAAAUAUUUUUGCUAAAAGAUAUUUGGGUUCUAAAAACAGAAAGGGCUUCUUUGUCAUGGAGCCAAACUGUAGUAGAUGAGUACCUCAUAAAGCAAUGUAGUUUGAGUAUGCUGUGUUCUAGGUCAGCUCACCAGCUCUGUUUUGCAUGCAUCAUUUACCCCUGAGCAGGCUGUAUGGGCACAAUGCCGAGGGCCAGCAUCCAUAAUUUGUUCAUCUUGAGAGGGUUGGUUAUCAAACACUGUAAAUCAUUCCCAGUGGAAUAUUGAGAUGUGAUUGUCUUUUGCAAACAUAAACUACCCCUCCCACAUAAAUACCGAUGAGUCAUUUUGGUAACAAUAACAUUUUGAUGGAGGAGAAAUGCAUGCCUUUAAACCAGUUGUCAUUGGCAUAAAUGACACAGUGACUUCCUGUCACACAGUCCAGCAACAGACUUCUGACUGAGAAGAAGGUACUUAUAAAAUGCCUUUCACCAUCUUAAAUAAUUAGAGGUAUCCUUGAAAAUGCUAUACUACAUUAUAAGGGGAACAAAUAGCCUUCAGAAGUGCAUUGUGUUAUGUCAAAAGUGUUAACAGUAUGUCAGGAAUUUCAGCCAAGUAACAGAGAAUUCUGGAGGGAAACAAGAGCUUUCCUGAAAGGAUGUAAACUAUGUAACUUCCUCCCACUUUUGGAUUACCCCCAAAGACAUUUACUAGGUUAGGAGUGUGGAACGUGGAAACAUUAUUACACCUACCUCUGACUUUACCAGUCUGUGUUGUACAACCAGCUUGCCUUCUGUAACUUUAACUUUACCUCAUUUAGGGCUUUCGUGUACAGCCUAAUAUAAAUUUAACUUUGUCAAUAUGGUGAAUAGAUCAGUUUCAAGUAUAUGUCUACUCCCACUCGUGAGGUGCAUGCUCUCCUCUUUUAAAUGUGGUCCAGGCCAUUUAUUUUAUUUAAAUUUGUUGACUGGGUUAGGGUGCUGAUUAUUGAAAGGACCUAUUUCAGACUCUGUUCAGGAGGCAAACAGCAUACAUGAUUGUUUUCAGCAAGAAGUGCAGUAGUUCAGGGAAGAAAUACAGUAUCUACUCAUAUUGUUACCAGGUAUGAUUAAAUUACACAGUCACUCUGCAGUAUUUACACAACCAGCAUGUAUCUUUUAAUUUGCUUAUCACUGGCAUACUCAUACAAUCUGUACAUAUUAUAUUUUAUAGUUAAUGGACAAAAGAGCUAUAGUGGGUAGAGAGUUGCUAAGAAAGACUAAGGGCAUUCCGUAAACCCCCUUCCAGACUGAAUUCCUCUUUGGACAUGUUUCCCAAGAACUAUUGAGAUGCUUACAAAAUUGGAAAUGUGUUAGCCAACUGAGGGUGUCUUCAGUGACUGUUUUUUUCUUCUUUAAACUCCACCUCGCCCUCAGAAUGAAGAGGGUCCCUGGUAAUCCGACAGUAUUACUUCCCAUGACUGUGGCUACACUGUCUCCCAGGAGUAUGAGCCACUUGGCAUAGUCCCAGCCGCAUUGCAGAUCCACAUAAAGGAUCUUGUUUUCCUAUUUUGUCCUAGCCUAGUUAGCUAUCAACACAGGCUAGUGGGUUUUAAACAUGAUCUGUAGCUUGCUGCAUCCUAGAACUGUUAAUGUUCAACCUUAGAAGGUUCACCUGAAAGAUGGUCUAGUUUCUGCUGAGCUCUUGGAUGUGGCCUGGGUAUUUGUCAGUGUAGUCAUGGAGCUUUUCCCCUCUGUUGAGAGGUAAACAGUUCUAUUCCUACCUUUUACUUGCUCCAUAGAGAGACGCAGCCUGCUCUUCAGUGAGCACAUCCUUUAUGUCAAUUUCUGGAGAGUGCUUCUCUGCGGGUGGGGGUGCCUUCUGUACCAGAGUACAUGGAUGGUAUCACUAAACUGAUGUAUGCGUAUUGGUACAUCAUUGCCAUAGGACCUCACAGGAAGUUCAUUUGUUUGACUCCAUCUGGGCUUUUCUUUCAGUACACAAGGUUUCUAAGUUUAUAUUAGAACCGUUCUGUAGACUGAGUGUUUAAGCUGAUAGGUACUUGGCAGAAGCCUUGCAGAAGAAGGAACUUCUUGUCUUCCCUUCCUAGACAGCUGGCUUGUGGUGGUCCUUUUAAGCAUCUCCCCAAUAAGCAGCCCUUUCAUGGGUAAUUCUAAUGUUGCAAAUUCUGGGGUUUCCAUAUAUUCGAGCAGUCUUAUCUGAGUCUAGCACAGAGGAUUGCAGUCACUGGGGCAGAGUGUUCAUUGUCUUUCAUUCCUGUCUACAGAGAGGGCCAAGAAUGUCUUAGAUCUGGCAACCUGUGUGAGUUUAUAGUACAGCCCAGACAUUGAUGCUGCUGUAUUUCUUGGUUUUCAUAGUCUUGUUUUUCAGAGGUUCUUUUUACAUGCCUGAGGAUGAAAGCACUAUACUGGGCAGUGUAGUGCCUAUAGGUGCACAUCCUUCACAGUCCUGUUGCUGAUGCUUUCCACUGGGCAGAAGAAUGGUUGACAAUGUGCACCAAUCUUAGUGUUGGCCGUCCAUUUCUGCAACAAAGCAUUUCAAAUUGCCUGAUAAUGAAUGCUUUCCCGGAAAGUUGGGUACACUUAUAGUUUCAUGUCUUAUGCAGAUAACAUGGAGCCCUGGUGAAACUGAGCUUCGCUAACCUAGCUGACAAUGUUUCUCAUCCUCAAAGUUUUUUAAGAGGAACCAAGACCUGAGCCCUUCCUGCUCCAGUUGGGCAACCAGGCCUUGUGAGUAAUAUGUGAACAGAACAGACAGUGUAGCACUUGCUUAUGUGUCCUCUGCAGAGAUGUGAUGCAGAUGUCCUUCUAUUCAUAUACUGCAGUAUCCUUAACAUGGGGGAGUCCACCUCUGGUUGACUCAUACGGCUGGCUGUUUUACCAAAGUUAAAUGUUACUGUGAAGGUACGUGAAUCUGCAGACAAUUUAGCACUUGCUUCUGUAUCCUUUGUAGAGAUGUGAUGCAGUUCUACCAUUUGAUCCAUUGACUGGGUCAUCACUCACAGAUGUCCACAUCCCAGGAAACAUGAAUGCAUAGGGAACAUCCUCAUUCAUAACUUCAGUCCUCUACUGGUGCAGGGAGAAGUGGAACCCUGCAUGGUUGGUGUCUUCCAGGAGAUAAAACCCUGGGGGUCUUUCCUCUGUGCUGCUCAGAUCAAUAGUGCAAGUGGUGGGUGCGGUUGUUGGUUGCUUUAUGCACUUUAUAACACCUUUUCAGUGACUGUGUGCCUUCUGGCAGCAUUCAGAGAACAAAGAACAACAUUCAUCAUCACUGUUUCAUGGUGGCUUAGAAGGGUAUAAUUUCUUUUUGUCAGUUCCCUAGCAGUACAGAAAACUAUCGCAAUACAUGACAAAAAAAAGUACCUCCAUAUCUUGAAUAUGUCCAGUUUUACUCAUACUAGGAGCAGGAAAAUGGGCCAGUUGUUUGUCCUCUUUGCUCCAGGGAAAGAGAGUCCUCUGGGUAACUGAGCAAACCCUAAGUAUUGCUAAUUGCACUUUUUCCUCAUAGCUGGUUAAUUCCCUGUGGAAACUGGUUCUGUUAAUUGCCACGUCACCAGGGUUAUGUCUGCUUUCAGUGCUUUCUUAUGUAAUCUCCCCAUUUCUUACAUUUUUGAUACAGUUAUCUGGCUGCCAGUUCACAUCUUCACCAGGCACUGUUGAUGGGACCAUUUUUUCUGGCCUUUGAGCUCCUUUAGGAUGUCAGUGCUUCAGGACUCUGCCUUCUGAACUUUUGUCUUUUGGCCUUUUUCUUACUUGCGGCCUUCCAAAGAGCUUGUCAUCUCACUGCUUGAGAUUUUUCCCAACACCUAUGCAGGAGAUAAGUGCUCAUGAUACAAUGCCAUGAAUGAUGGAUAAUUAGAGCAUUCACAUCAGUCCACCCUUUCCUCUAUAGAAGGAACCAUAAAGAAAAUAUGUAAUUUUAUAGUCUUGUCGUAAGUAUCUAACUGAUGAGUGUAUUGGGCUGUUUGCCAUCUUUGGCUCAUGAUUACAUGCUGUGCUGUAUCAGAAGGUACUCAGUGCUGUUUGUACAGAAACGAGAUGUGUUUCCACUGGAGUGGGAUCAUCAUUAGAGGAAACCCAGCAGUAACUUGCACCAGAGGGUCAUUCCUCAGGUCAGCUGUUGAUAGUGACUACAUAUCUUGUUUCCCAUGUUCAGCUGGAUACAGUUUUACAUUUUUUACUGAAAGUGGAUUUAAUGACAUGAUGAUUUAAAUAUUUUCAAAAAUAGCUAGCCAUUUGUGUCUGUGUGUGUGUGUGUGUGUGUGUGUGUGUGUGUGUCCACACGCGCACAUACACAACUAUAGAUAUCCCAUUAAACUCCACUGACUACAGCACAUUUUUUAUAUAUCAACUGUCUUGGCCGUACUUGCACUGUAUAGGUAUCUUAAUCAUGACCCCUUCAUCAGUUCUGUGGUGUGGAAUCUCAUUUGAGGUGAAAGCAAGUAGGAUGUUAAUGAGUGGUUCCACAUUGUACAUGAAGGAAGACUGUUGCCCUUCUGUCUAGUCUAAUCCCAAAAUAUGGAAAUUGAUGUGCAGUGUUCUGUAAGUGUAGACAUUUCUCUAUUGUAAAACGGAAAACCGAUGCUAAAUGCAGACACCAUGUGGAAGUACUCCCUGUUCUUUAGACUACAGUUCCACUGAAGUGUCAAGCUUUUCUCAUCAUAGAGUGCUUUUUCUUCUCUUCAUUCAAACCCCAGAAAUGCUUCAUACUCAGUGGAAUACAAAUAAAACAUUAUUUAAGUAGUACUUUUACGGAUUUCUGUUUGAAGCUAUUUCUCUGCACACUAGUUUGACUUUUUAUGAAACGUUCAUUAUUUCCUUCUGGCAUUUGUUGUAUUAUCUUGGGAAUCAUGUAGGCUAGGAAGGGUGGCUACAUCCUUAAUGUAAUCAAGGAAGAUCACUAAUUCUAGUUGCAAACUCAAUAACUAGCUUUAAACCUAGUAAUUGAAUACAGUCAGCCUUUUAAAUCAUGUGUAUGAUUCAUCUUUCACAUACUACAAGCUUUAACACCUCAGUCAGGGAAUAAAAAGCAUUAAAUAAGCUAAUCUGUCAGACUUAGCUUUGAAGUGUAACUUAAUGUUAUUUAACAGAUGGCGUCUAACAAUUGUCAUAGGAGAUGAUUGCAAAAGGCAAACUGACAUUCUUGUACAAGACAGUCAAAAAGAAAGGGA
Protopterus annectens (West African lungfish) is the source of this 9229-nucleotide messenger RNA. Its product is annotated as long-chain fatty acid transport protein 6-like. Gene Ontology annotation, molecular function: long-chain fatty acid-CoA ligase activity; long-chain fatty acid transmembrane transporter activity. The transcript has 10 exons. The coding region runs from base 525 to 2390 and encodes 621 amino acids. The record is from RefSeq and is a predicted model, not a curated record. Lineage: Eukaryota; Metazoa; Chordata; Ceratodontiformes; Protopteridae.